Messenger RNA from Hevea brasiliensis (rubber tree), 1454 nucleotides. RefSeq names its product rho-N domain-containing protein 1, chloroplastic. Gene Ontology annotation, biological process: DNA-templated transcription termination. The record is from RefSeq and is a predicted model, not a curated record. Lineage: Eukaryota; Viridiplantae; Streptophyta; Magnoliopsida; Malpighiales; Euphorbiaceae. Bases 161 to 1309 code for a protein of 382 amino acids. The transcript is spliced from 2 exons.
AAACUAAUUCUUGGCAAGCAAAAUAAGGUCCUGCGCUGCCCAAGGGGCAACACCAAAUUGCGAAAUCUUUUUGUUACCUCGUAAUAACCAAACUCCCUUAUCAAAUUCCUACAUAAUUUGAUUUAAGCAAACAAAGAUUACUGCACCAUCUUAAACUGCAAUGGCUCAAGCAGUCCAUCUCAUCGCUAAGAACCUUCCAGGUUAUGAACCUUCAGAAGGCAGGUAUCUCCCUCGUUCAGAAAUUUCUGGAAGAGCAGUCGCUGUAUCCACUUGUUCUUCUCAUGGUAAUCAAAGAAUUCAUUCACAGGUUAAGAUUGGAUCAAUAAAAUGUGCUUCUGGAGCCGCAUCUUUUGUGUGCAGAGCAAGUUCUGGUGGUCCUAAGAGAAACCUAGACUUCUCAAAGCAAAGCAGACGGAGUUUCUCUCGAAACAGUAACAGACAAAAUGAAGAGAGAGACAGCUUUGAAAAUCUUGAUGAAUCUGAUUUGUUAACUUCGAAGAAUGGGCCAUUACUUUCCCUCCCCAAUACCCCCAAAUUCCAAGCCACUGCAGCCCCAGGGCCAAGAGAUAAAGAGAUUGUUGAGCUAUUCAGGAAGGUACAGGCUCAGCUGCGUGAAAGAGCUGCAGUCAAAGAAGACAAGAAGGUUGAAGCCCCCAAAGGAAAAGGUAAAGAGAGUGAAACUGUGGAUUCCCUUCUUAAGCUGCUGAGGAAACACUCAAUUGAGCAACGUAAGAAAAAAGUCAGCAGUCAAGACUUUGCUGUGGACCAUCAGGAACAGAGCAGAUCACAGAGUAAGGAUAAAAGCACAAGUUUCCUAAAUCUAAAUGACAAAGAAAGGAGUAGAGUCCCAGAACCUAAUUCCUCUUCUUUUACCAGACCACCAUCAAAUUUCCAACGCAAAUCUCCAGUUCCUCAAGUGAAAUUCAAGCCCAUAAAUGCAAAUGAAGAUCCUGUUAAUUCUACACCUUAUUUGAAUUUAUAUGGUGAGAAAAAGAAGAAAUUUGAGGAGCUUCCUAAUACUGCCCAGCAGACAGAAUUGGAGCCAGAGGAGGCUGAGUUGGAAUUAGAGCAGGAGCCAGAGUCCUCUUUCUCUGAAGGUGAUGUUUUCAACGAGUUAACAGGAGAGGAGUCUUCAGAUAUUGAUAAUAUUGAUGCGUAUAGUGAUAAAAGAGAGGAGAUUGAACACGAGGAUUUGAGUUCAUUGAAGCUGCCAGGGUUGAGAGCAAUUGCAAAGGCUCGUGGUAUAAAAGGGUUUUCAAAGAUGAAGAAAGGUGAGUUAGUGAAGUUGCUAAGUGGUGGCCCAGUCUGAUAAAUGAUUCAGGAGAGAAAGCUAAGACAAUAGAACUGAGUUUUAGAUAGUUUUUUCAUCUUGAAAUGCUCCUUUUUGUUCUCUUAUAGUUCUGUUGUUUUCUGUUCAUGGUAUCAUGUUCUAUUUGAAUCCUUCAAAUUCACCA